ACUGAGGAGAGAGAGAGAGUGUGAGAGGAUGAUUAGGAGCGGGUGUCAGAGAGACCCUCGGCAGCGCUUGGCAGAGCGUCACUGAGAACUGGAGCGGUGUCUGUUAGAACACACGGCUGGAGCACAAGCACGUCUCAGGGGCUCCGAAGCGGCGUCACAGUAUUCCAGCACUCCUCGGGUUCUGUCGGAGAGCCGACGACGGGGACCCACUUUCUGGACUACAGGUCGGGUUCUUGUCUGUUCUCCACCUGCUGUCUUCACAAAGGACUGAGGAGCCAUCAGUGCUGUCAGUGGCAAGUGUGUGUGCGUGCUCACGCACGUGUGUGUGUGUCUGUGUGUCGGCAGACAUGGUAGAGUUUGACUGCUUCUGCCUCCAUCGACGGGAGAGGUCUUACCCCUAGGAAACCUCAAAUGGAUCCCCGGAAAGCAAAGCUACAGUUCGGCUAAGGAUCAAGCCAGGAGCCACUAGACACUCUCACACACUAUACCACCUGAAGACACACACACACACACACACACACACACACACAUAGAGAGACACAAACUCAUGCGUCCCUCCACUCUGGGUAGAGAGCAGGUCCAGUGUACUGCACUGUAAUUGGUCAAGACAGACCACUGUGUUCCACUCUCCCCCCUAAUUGGUUCUAGCCAGAGUGGCUCACUCUCUGAGUCUCGCCUCACCGGCAUGAGUGUGGGCCGCCCGCACCGGUACAGCAUAGUUGGGUCGGACGAGGACGUCCACAGGCCUGGCAAGAUGCCCGCCCUUGGCAACGGCUUUGGCAAUGGCAAGAUUCAGACGCGGCGCAAGCGCCGGAACCGCUUCGUCAACAAGACGGGCCAGUGCAACGUGCGCUUCGCGCACGUGGAGGAGCAGUCGCAGCGCUACCUGGCCGACAUCUUCACCACCUGCGUGGACGUGCGCUGGCGCUGGAUGUUUGUCAUCUUCUCGCUGGUCUUCGUCCUGUCCUGGCUGGGGUUCGGCCUGGCCUUCUGGGUCAUCGCGAUGGUGCACGGGGACCUGGAGCCGCCGCCGCCGGCAGUUGACACUGGGGACGGGAGUGACGGCAACGGCGGGCCAAGCCUGACGCCGUGUGUCAUGCAGGUGAACAGCUUCGUGGCGGCGUUCCUCUUCUCGAUCGAGACGCAGACAACCAUCGGCUACGGUUUCCGCUGCGUGACGGAGGAGUGCCCGCUGGCCGUCUUCAUGGUGGUGCUGCAGUCCAUCGUGGGCUGCAUCAUCGACUCCUUCAUGAUUGGCGCCAUCAUGGCCAAGAUGGCGCGACCCAAGAAGCGCGCCGAGACGCUGCUUUUCUCCCACAACGCCGUAGUGGCCAUGCGCGACAGCAAGCUGUGUCUCAUGUUCCGUGUGGGCAACCUGCGCAAGAGCCACAUCGUGGAGGCCCAUGUGCGCGCCCAGCUCGUCAAGCCUCGCUUCACCGAAGAGGGCGAGUACCUCCCUCUAGAACAGAUCGAUAUCGACGUUGGCUACGACCAGGGCUACGACCGCAUCUUCCUCGUUACACCUGUCACCAUCCUUCACGAAAUCGGUGAGGAGAGCCCCCUCUUCGGCCUCAGCCAGCAGGACCUGGAGACUGCCGACUUCGAGAUCGUGGUCAUCCUCGAGGGUAUCGUGGAGGCCACGUCCAUGACGGCGCAGGCACGCAGCUCGUAUCUGGCCAGCGAGAUCCUGUGGGGCCACCGCUUCGAGCCAGUGGUGUUCGAGGAGAAGAACCAGUACAAGGUGGACUACACACACUUCCACAAAACCUAUGAAGUGCCCAGCACACCACGUUGUAGCGCCAAGGACAUGGAGGAAAACAAACUGGUGCGGUCGGGCAGUGCCAAUUCCUUCUGCUACGAGAACGAGCUGGCCUUCCUGAGCCGAGACGAGGAGGACGAGGAGGUGGCCGAGCAGGAGGAGGGGCGAGCAGAUCGAGGAUCCGAGCUGGAGACUCUUUCGGCCAACUUAAACUUGGAUCAGAGGUCCUUUCACAGGGAGUCGGAAAUCUGACCUUCUCUCGAGCCUUCUGGCUGAACUCCAAUACUAAUGUCUGACAGAGUUGGUAUGCAAAGCUGUCAUUACAGUUUGGUUUUUUCAAGAGUAUUAUGGAGAACAAUGCAAGAGCCAUAGGCCAAUAUAACUACUGUACAAAAAAUGCACCUACUGCAAAUCAACUUAAUGGUCCCAAGAGUAACUGUAUAGGAAAAUGGAAAAAAUAGGUUGGACAGCUGACUGAACAGAACUGAACUGAACUGGGACUUGCGAUGGGACUGGGACUGGGAUGCGACAAAUUAGAAUCAUCCCUGAAGAAAACUUGAAUUUUCCUGCAGUAGAGUGAGCUCAGAGCUUUAAAUAAUGCAAUAAGAGACUAGGGCGCCAUUCUGUGUCAAUAAUAUCUCUACCUUCUCAAGAAGUUUGACGCCAUGUCCAUCUGAAAUGGAGUAGGUCUCCUUGACGCCUAAGUGUUUUCUUAUCCAGUCUAUGAUUAUCAUGCAGGCGGAAGCCAUUUUGGACACAGUCACAGUGACCCUCACCUAGAAGCCCUUCAUAUGUUACAAGCAAUGAAGCUAGCAGUCCCAAGUAGGUAGUUUGGUAUGCUAUUUUAAGCCCCAACUCAGUGCCAAGAUGAUGUGCUGUAAUACCAACCCUAGGAUGAAAUCGAUGACGAGCAAAAAAACAACAAACUUUGCACAUAAGUAACUUCUUUUUUCACUGUCUGACAGGACUGCAAACAGCUACAGUUCUUUAUAGAUUGCCCUGAUUCUACAGGUUUAGUAAGACACUUUUGGGGGGCGGCCAGAGCUUGCUGGACUAUUUUUCAGUAUGGCAUACCACCCCCCCUAGAGGCCCGGAAAGGUGCAUUAUCUCCACUUAGUGUCCAGGAGCAUUAGACUCCCACGAGGUCUCUGAGCGUCCUUCAGAAUGCUGCUUUCCUUGUUGGUACGCCUGCUUCUUGCAAGUAGUGUGCUAGUGAGAGUAAGAACAGUCUGCUUUUUCUUUUUUGAAAAUAAUGAUAAAAAAAUGAGGCACUGGACAGAAGUAACCGAAGUGGGAGGUGGUAAUAGGUACAAAAAAACGUUGUCUUGAAAAGUUGUAUUUUCUUCACGGUCUGUCUGUCUGGACUGUUUGGUUCAGUAUCACUGUAAAAGUGGAAGAAGUAUUUAUUUAGAUAUUGCUAAGAGCUUUGGGGAACAUUUCUGAUGUAACUGGAGUGGCAUAGCACAUUUUGUGAAAUAUAUAUUUAAGCAAAUGUAAAUAGAUUAGUAGAUGUUUUAAAGACUAUAGGGUAUAUGUAGACACAGUUGUGAACCUCAUGGAUAUCCUUGCCAGGGUUUAAGUAGAAAGGGCAAUAAUAAUAAUAAUCUAUUUAGUCCCAUACACCGCUUUACAUGUGUAUGCAAAUACUGAAGAUAAGCAAUCUCAUAUGGCUACAUAAGCCAGUGGGGUUGCUAUGAGAAAGAGAAACAUUGACCUCUGACAGCACAAUGUCAUUAAAAUGCCUAAUAUCAAUCAGGGACUAAAAACAGUAUGAUUUCCAUUUCGAUUCGUUCUGAGCAAAAACAUUAUUUUUGCGUUCCCGUUCCAGUGUUCCAAGGCCUCUCCUCUAAAUUGUAACUGGCUGUUACUGUGUUAUGGAAAAAUGAUUAAUAUACAGUAGUUCCUUCAAAAAUGACAUUGCCUUUACAAAGUGAUUUAUUGCAGGUGGCACAAUAACCUGAGCUUUUUCUGCCUUGAAGCUUAAAUGAAAGCACAAUAGAUAUCAAGGGUAACUGUUACAAGCACUGUGCCUGAAUUUAGGCGAAUUUAGGCAAAAAAAUGAAAAUAGGCAUUUAGCCGAUAUAAUAUAGAGAUCUAGCCUAACUUCAGGCACAGACAUUUUCCUUGCUUUAAGCCCUAUAAAAGUCGAAUCUAUGCAUAUUGCUAUUAAACUGCAUGACACUAGACCUAGGUAUUUUCUUAGUGUCUCUGGUAUAUUUAACACAAUGUUUCAGUAGGCUACUAUUUGGAAACAGUGGUCAGACUAUUGAAAUCCAUCUUACCAACACAUAGUAGACCUAGCCUAUUAUACAGGAGAGACACUGAUUCUUGAAAAUCUAAAUUUAGCCUAUAAGGGGUCUGCGGAACACUGUGUGGGCAAGUGAUUUCCAAGCCAUGUGGACUUUUGAAUUAUAUUCAAGGUAAAGUUCAUUGGAAUGACAAUUACCGUUAUUAACCGGCUAUCUGAAAUUGAAAAUAGUGUUUUCACUCUUGGUUUUGUACCCGUUUUCGGUUACGUUUGUCCAAACAGUUAGUUCAUUUUUGGUUUUAGUUUUUGCUUUUUGAACCAUUUCAAAUCCCUGAUAUCAAUUUACUUGUACUGUGUCUCACAGCAGCUUGACUUAACCGCUGGGGAAGGUGUGGAGGAGAAGGUAGAGAGGGUGUGUGUGUGUGUGUGUGUGUGUGUUGGAGGGAGGAGGAGGGGGAGAGGCGUGAAGAGAUGAGAUAAGUGUUCACCCGGUGACUCCAUCCAUCAUUGUGCUCUGCAGGAGGCACAUGUACUGUAGGCCUGAUUAAAUGAGGUGGCCUUAUGUAAGGUCAUUUAAAUAAGUUUAAUGUAUCCUAAAAUGAUUACAGCCAAACUUCUCAAUGUAGUUGACAAAGUUAAGGAAUUAUCGAGAGAGAGAGAGAGAGAGAGAGAGAGAGAGAGAGAGCAGGCUUAUCCUAUCUAUGCACACAC
Alosa alosa (allis shad) is the source of this 4718-nucleotide messenger RNA. It is a transcript of the gene kcnj12b, whose product is annotated as potassium inwardly rectifying channel subfamily J member 12b. Bases 686 to 2011 code for a protein of 441 amino acids. Gene Ontology annotation, cellular component: plasma membrane. Gene Ontology annotation, molecular function: inward rectifier potassium channel activity. Gene Ontology annotation, biological process: potassium ion import across plasma membrane; regulation of monoatomic ion transmembrane transport. The transcript is spliced from 2 exons. NCBI's taxonomy places the organism in Eukaryota, Metazoa, Chordata, Actinopteri, Clupeiformes, Clupeidae. The record is from RefSeq and is a predicted model, not a curated record.